Paramecium pentaurelia is the source of this 1456-nucleotide messenger RNA. NCBI's taxonomy places the organism in Eukaryota, Ciliophora, Oligohymenophorea, Peniculida, Parameciidae. The record is from the annotation of a GenBank genome assembly.
AUGAUUCAUGGUCCUAAUUCUUAAUUUUCUGGUGCUUUCACUAUAGGCAAAAGAUAUGAAUGUAAUUUAUAAUUUAAUCUUAGGUGCCAUAUACUAAACCAAUCCAAAUCCUGGGUAUCAUAUUUAUUCACAUUAGACCAAAUCAUUAUUCAGUCAAUCCUAUAGAUAAACCUACAGGAUAUAAAUUUUCUAAAUCUAGCAGAAAACCACUUUAUUAAUCUACAAUAGCUCCUGAUCCUGGAACAUAUGAGAAUAAAAUAUAAGUAAUUAUUAGUAUAACUUAUUUAGGCUAUCUUACCUCAUACAUCUUCAGUUAGAUUUACUAAAGCAAAGGAGACUUCUCCUAAAGAAACUGAGAUAGGCCCAGGAUCAUAUAAUUUAUCUGAUUAAAAAAAAGCACCAGCAUUUACUUUUUAAAGUAGAUUUGAUUCAAUUGGAAGUGAAAUCAUGAAAACUCCUGGUCCUGGAAAUUAUGAAUUAGAGCAUAUUCAUACUUAAAAGCCUUAAAAUAAAGGAUUUUCUACUAGUUAAAGAACAAAUAUACUUUUAUCAAAUCAUCCUGGACCUGGUUCUUAUGAAAUAGAAAUACCAAAGUUUUCAACUAAAAUUAAGUAAUCUUUAGCGAUGUAUCAAAAAGAUUUCCAAAAUCAUAACGUAGUAUGGAUUGGAGUCAUGUUGGACCAGGUCCAGGAGCAUUUGAUCUUAAUUUACCAAAAUAAUAAGGCAUUACAUUUGGAAGCAAAAGGAAUUAAUAAAUUGAUAGAGCAAAUGUACCAGGACCAGGUAGUUAUGAUCCAGAUGUAUUAGAUGGAAAAUUUAAAAGUAUUAAAGGAGCUAAGUAUAUAUUUUAUUAUUAUUUGAAGAAUAGGAAAAUCUGAGAGAAGUAGUUAAAAUUUCUCAAAAAUUGGUCCAUCUCCACUUGAUUAUGAUGUUUCUAAUUAUAAAUAUCCUACCAGACAUGCAAGGUUUUGACUUGGAUCUAUAAAUAAUUGUAGUUUUAAUAAAGCAAUGAGACCAUCGAUGAUAUCUACAGAAAGAACACCAGGACCAGGAUCAUAUAUUAUAGAUUCAAAAUUAAAAAAGAAUGGGGCUAUAAUUCCAAAAGCCUCUAAAGAUUAAAUUAAUUUGGAACAUUUACCAGUUAUGAUAUAUAUUUAUAUUAGGGACCUGGAAGAUAUAAUCCUAAUGAUUCAAUGACUUCUAAUAAAGGACCUAGUUAUCAUAUUGCUAAAAAAUAUGAUAAACCUUAAGAAUCAAGUUUACUUGGGCCUGGCAGAUAUAAUAUUAUAAGAGAUGUUAAUGAUGGGCCAAAAUAUACUUUCCCUACUCUUGAAAAGAGCAUGGAGAAAAAGUCAAUAGAUUUAAAUCAGUAAGAUUCAAAAAAUAAAAUAGAUCACAUUGUUAUGAAAUUUAGUAAACCAUUGGAUAUAUUCCUUAGUAUGCUCUUCAUAAUUGA